CUGAUUCGUCAUACAAAAAAACUCAAUUUUUACAUACAUAUAACGCGAGGAUAGCAGUAGUUUUUAAAUAUUAACCAACGCACUUAAUAUUAGUUAUAUAUACAUGGACUGCUGUGGAGGCGAGGUACGCAGCGAAAGCAUCUACAAUAUGUUGCAAGCCUUAGUCGACUCGAAAGUAAUUAACGUCCAGUUGUUUACUAUUGCUGUGGGCAUAUUCUUUGUUGUGCUGUUGCUGAAAAACAAUUUUCGAAGCUUCUCGGGCACAUAAGAGAAAAACAUGUUGAUACUGCCGAAUUUAGUCGCUAAUUAAUGUAAUAAUGUAAUGUAAUGUACACAAUUUAGCU
Drosophila hydei is the source of this 344-nucleotide messenger RNA. RefSeq lists its product as uncharacterized. Bases 104 to 268 code for a protein of 54 amino acids. NCBI's taxonomy places the organism in Eukaryota, Metazoa, Arthropoda, Insecta, Diptera, Drosophilidae. The record is from RefSeq and is a predicted model, not a curated record. The transcript has a single exon.